AUGGCGGACAGCCUGCAACGCCUUCAGGCGAGGUUUCAGCGCAUGCUCCUGACCAACCUGGCAGGCAUUCGAGCUCUCAGCACUCUUCCUCAAGGCGGUCGAGGCACCGGUCCGCGUGUGUAUCAGCCUCGGCUCAUCUCAGCCACGAGGCGAUCGGGUGGAUCGCGACUUCUGUCCCCUCACCCACGAUCCAUCGAUCCCGAGCAGCGCUACCGACGCGAGCAACGCGCUGCAGCCUUCCUCGAAUCCGUCGCGGACCUCGCCCACGGCACCGACGACGAAUGGAUCGAUGAGGAUCUUCAGCGGCGUCCCGAUCGGCGCUACCACGAGCGAAGCUAUGCCGAUGCUGCUGCUGCGCGCGAACGCCAAGCCAUCCUGGCCAUGGCGCAAGGCACGCUCGAGCUCUCACGCACCACGCUCGAGUUGGUCCAGAGCCUCGUCCCAAAGCCGCGUGAGUCAGUCCUGCUCCGGGCAGUGCGCAAGGUGGCAAAGUGGCCAGGCGCUUUCUAUCGUGCACUUGUGCGGCCAGCGCUUGUGGCGAACCUCCGCUGGAUCGGAGCGGUUCCCCGUCAGAUACUGGGCAAGAUCGUCCGCGGGAUUGCGAGCGCCUACGUAUCGGCGGUGACGGUUGGCGUCCGCACCCGCGCCCGAGACAAAACGAUAGGCCCAGCACCCAAAGCGACGCCGCGACAGAAGGCCCGAUCGAUCCUCGGCAUUGCGUUCGUGCUCGGAUCGCUGCACUCGCUCGGACCUUACAUUCGCAUCUUUUCGCCCGACUUCUUUGCGCCGCUCAUUUCGCCGCCGGGUAUCGAGCAGAUGAUCGGCGUGCUCGUCCACACCGCCUCGCUGCCCCUCCUCCUCGGUUCGGUCGCCACCGCAAAGUACUUUGCGCAUCGCUUGCGCACAAACUCUGGCGACGGAUCUUCGCGAAAGCGCCGAAACCGCUCGGCCCGCCACGACCCCACACCCCCUUUGGAGUAG
Molecule: messenger RNA, 981 nt
Organism: Moesziomyces antarcticus
Lineage: Eukaryota; Fungi; Basidiomycota; Ustilaginomycetes; Ustilaginales; Ustilaginaceae
Exons: 1
Coding region: 1-981 (326 amino acids)
Source: RefSeq, a predicted model, not a curated record